AUGGUUGGCAAAUACACAGUCACUGAGCAAAUAGGGAAAGGGGCUACCUCCGUUGUAUACGAGGGCGUAAACACAAAGACAAAAGAGAAGGUGGCCAUCAAAGUGAUAGACUCCCGGCACAGGAGAAGCCUCCAUUUGGCCGCGAACGAGAUCCGGGUUCUGCAAAGGCUUUCACACCCAAACAUCAUCCGCAUAAUUGAAACUGUGGAGACGCAAAAUCAGUCUCUGAUCGUCAUGGAAAAGUGCAAGUUCUCGCUCUCGUCUGUGGCAAAGACCGGGAACCUGCCGUACAAGACAAUCCUGCGCAUAUUCAGGGACAUUUUGGUUGGGGUCAGAUACCUGCACACGAACGGAAUCAUACACCGAGACAUAAAGCUGGGAAAUGUCAUGAUCAGCGAAGAGAACGACCUGAAGAUCAUCGACUUUGGGCUCUCGAAGGACACGCUUUUCAGCGCCCCCAAAACCUUCUGCGGCACGCCGGACUUCAUAAGCCCGGAAAUGAUGGAGCGAAUGCCGUACACCAAGAAAACCGACAUAUACAGCACGGGCAUGCUCGUGUACUUUCUCAUUUUCCGGUGCGACUACAGCAGGGCCCGGAUCGAGGCUGGGAAGCGGUCGGAGCAGUACAGAGUCCUCCUGGAGCUCCUGGAAAAGAUGCUCGAGAAAGAGCCCAGCAAAAGAAUAUCCGCGGAGGAGGCACUGAACAGCAGCAUAUUCAAUGGGUUCUACCCCCGCCUGGUGCCUUUGGAGGGCAUCAAGGAGUUCCAGAUACAGACAAAGCUGGGCCGCAUCGAGUACAAAAACGAAGCCGUAAAAAUGCGCACAGGCACGGGAGGGUUUGUGAUAAAGUCUGGGAUGGGCGGCGUAUACGAGCUCGGCCGGAGCCAGGAGGAGGCCUACGUGCCCUUCUCCGCCGUCGACACAAAAAGGCUGAAACUCGUCGAUUUCUGCUACUCGAUCCUCGGCCUCGUCAAGAAGCGGACUCCCGUUGUGAUCAUUUUGACGGACUCUGGGAAGUUCUUCAAGAUGCUGAAGGACGGAGUCUACGUGUACAUCGUCGAGGACUCGUACAUCCUGUGGCAGAGCGGGGAAGUUACAGCGAAAAACAUGAAGAACAAGGAAAAAGUCGCUGUUUCAGAGGGCGAGCGAGAGGAGAUAAAAGUGCUUAUAUACGAGGCCUCGCAGGCGCUUGCCAGAGACAGCACCGGAGACAGGCCCAUAACAGUCGACAAAAGAGCGUGCAAAAGAGGCAGCCUAAAGCACAGCACGUGCCCGUCUCUUGCAGGGUCUUUGGAGUCCUCAACGCUUGCAAGCCUGUCCCCGCGAACCAGAGGCACCCCCAAAGGAGAACUUCUCCCCGUGUUUAUCCCCGAGGGAACUGUGCUCAGAGUAGAGCCGUAUCUUUACUGCAUGAUUUUGCGCACGGGAGAGUGCAUUGUGCUGAAUCUGCAGCUGGAAGAAGUCACUAAGUACGUGGAGGGGCUUCCUGGGCAGGUGCACUACAUCAACAAAAACACAGACGCAGACAUUCUCAGAAAAAUAAUUUUGUUUGAAAGCAUCUUGCACAAAAGCAGCACAGCAUAG
This is a messenger RNA of Nematocida major, 1584 nucleotides long. RefSeq names its product hormonally upregulated Neu-associated kinase. Bases 1 to 1584 code for a protein of 527 amino acids. Gene Ontology annotation, molecular function: protein serine/threonine kinase activity; ATP binding. The transcript has a single exon. NCBI's taxonomy places the organism in Eukaryota, Fungi, Microsporidia. Gene Ontology annotation, biological process: autophagy; autophagosome organization; protein autophosphorylation. The record is from RefSeq and is a predicted model, not a curated record. Gene Ontology annotation, cellular component: cytoplasm; autophagosome.